Molecule: messenger RNA, 2873 nt
Organism: Oryzias latipes (Japanese medaka)
Lineage: Eukaryota; Metazoa; Chordata; Actinopteri; Beloniformes; Adrianichthyidae
Product: gephyrin
Biological process (GO): establishment of synaptic specificity at neuromuscular junction; gamma-aminobutyric acid receptor clustering; Mo-molybdopterin cofactor biosynthetic process
Cellular component (GO): postsynaptic specialization; cytosol; cytoplasm
Molecular function (GO): molybdopterin molybdotransferase activity
Source: RefSeq, a predicted model, not a curated record
UUUACUAGAGGGCGGUUACGCUAAAGGACACGAGCACACGCGCAGCCACGCGCACGUCCUCCAGAGGUGCAGCAGCCUCGUGCACGCCCCCGCUCUCCGUCCGUGCACGCGCAGUCACAGUGGAGACAGAGGUUGUAAACAUGGCGGCGGACGGAAUGGUGCUCACCAACCACGACCAUCAGACCCGCGUGGGAAUUUUGACAGUCAGUGACAGCUGUUACAAGAACCUUUCAGAAGAUAGGAGUGGAGUCAACCUGAAAGACUUAGUUCAUGACCCCUCCCUUCUCGGAGGAGUCAUAUCAGCCUACAAAGUAGUUCCAGAUGAGGUCGACGAAAUCAAGGAAACACUUUUGGAAUGGUGUGAUGAACAGGAGCUCAAUCUCAUUCUCACUACAGGAGGAACUGGAUUUGCACCCCGAGAUGUUACACCUGAGGCCACCCGGGAGGUGAUUGAGCGCGAGGCUCCGGGCAUGGCUCUGGCCAUGCUGAUGGGAUCUCUCAAUGUUACACCGCUUGGCAUGUUGUCCAGGCCAGUCUGCGGGAUUCGUGGUAAAACCCUGAUCAUCAAUCUUCCAGGGAGCAAGAAAGGCUCACAGGAGUGUUUCCAGUUCAUUCUGCCCGCUCUGCCCCACGCCGUGGACCUUCUGCGUGAGGCCAACGUCAGGAUCAAAUCCACGCAUGCCGCCUUGGAGCAGCUGCCCUCCCCGUCCUCCCUGAUGGCCAACACUCACGCCAACGCCCAUGCUCACACACACACCAUGGAGCGUGGCACCCAGUGCGAGGACGAGGACGAGGAGGAGGAGGAGGACAGGAGGAGAAGCAGACACGUGCACAAUCACCACCAUCACCAGCACGGCUCCUCCCACAUCACCGCAGCCGCCAUCGCUGCCAAGACGAGCCAUGCUGUGGUCAUGGCGAAGGGAGCCCCAUACCUGCCUGGAAACUCCCCCGCCCCCCCCGCUCAUUUCACCUGUUCCUGCACGCAUGAGCAGCCGAUCCCGGACUCGAUCAUAUCUCGUGGCGUUCAAGUGCUUCCUCGAGAUUCUGCCUCGUUAAGCUCCACCCCUUCCGAGUCACCGCGGGCGACACAGGCAACCUCCCGUCUUUCCACCGCUUCAUGCCCGACACCCAAGGUCCAGUCUCGCUGUGGCAGCAAUGAGAACAUCCUGAGAGCCAGUCACAGUGCUGUUGACAUCAGUAAAGUGGCUCGUCGUCAUCGCAUGUCUCCGUUCCCGCUGACGUCAAUGGACAAAGCCUUCAUCACUGUUCUAGAGAUGACUCCUAUUCUGGGAAUCGAAGUCAUUAACUACAGAGAUGGUUUGGGUCGGGUGCUUGCUCAGGACAUCUACGCCAAAGACAACCUCCCUCCCUUCCCCGCCUCGGUGAAGGAUGGCUACGCCGUGCGCGCUGCCGACGGCCCAGGAGACCGCUUCAUCAUGGGGGAGUCGCAGGCCGGACAACAGCCCACACACACUGUGAUGCCGGGUCAGGUGAUGAGGGUGACGACCGGCGCUCCCAUCCCCUGUGGAGCCGAUGCUGUGGUUCAGGUUGAAGACACGGAGCUUCUGAGGGAGUCUGAGGAUGGCACAGAGGAGCUGGAGGUGAGGAUUAUGGUCCAAGUGCGGCCCGGACAAGAUAUCAGGCCGAUUGGACACGACAUCCGGCGGGGCGAGUGUGUUCUGGCUAAAGGCACUCAUAUGGGCCCGUCUGAGAUCGGCCUGCUGGCCACAGUGGGCGUGACCGAGGUCAGCGUGCACAAGUUCCCCGUGGUGGCGGUGAUGUCCACCGGAAACGAGCUCCUGAACCCAGAGGACGACCUCCACCCAGGAAAGAUCCGGGACUCCAACCGCUCCACUCUGCUCGCCACCAUCCAGGAGCACGGAUAUCCCACCAUUAACCUCGGCAUUGUGGGAGACAACCCUGACGACCUGCUGUCGGCUCUCCACGAGGGGAUCAGCCGUGCUGACGUCAUCAUCACCUCAGGGGGCGUGUCCAUGGGAGAAAAGGACUACCUGAAGCAGGUGUUGGACAUUGACCUCCAUGCUCAGAUCCACUUUGGACGAGUCUUCAUGAAGCCCGGGCUCCCCACCACCUUCUCCACUGUGGACAUCGAUGGAACCCGGAAGCUCAUCUUUGCUCUUCCAGGAAACCCGGUGUCAGCAGUGGUGACGUGUAACCUGUUCGUGAUUCCUGCCCUGAGGAAAAUGCAAGGCAUUCUGGACCCACGGCCCACCAUUAUAAAAGCUAGACUCUCCUGUGACGUGAAGCUGGACCCCAGACCCGAGUACCACCGCUGCAUUUUGACCUGGCACCAUCAGGAACCUCUGCCCUGGGCCCAAAGCACAGGCAACCAGGUGUCCAGCAGGCUGAUGUCGAUGCGCAGCGCCAACGGCCUGCUGAUGCUGCCCCCCAAGACGGAGCAGUACGUGGAGCUGCGCAAAGGGGAGGUGGUGGACGUGAUGGUCAUCGGGCGGCUAUGAUGCAGACUCACAGGUCAUUUGCUACCGGUUGCCACGGCAGCCCCUGAACAUCCUGAUGGGACGAGAUAUGGGUGGGGGCAGGAAGUGAUGCAUGUCUAUCUGGUUGCCAUUAGCUGUGAUGUCAUAUGCAACAGCCAAUCGGAGCCAGCGCAGGCCGAGUCCUCUCUGCUUUGAGCAGAUCACUGUAUUUCAAUGAAGAAAAAAUAGAGAAAAUAUGAGAUUUAUUCUGUAAUAUUAUUAUUAUUAUUAUCCUAAUGAUGAUUAUCAAUAUUCUAAGUUAUUCUAUUUAUUAUUAAUAUCAUUCUGGUUCUGAUGGUAGUACUCAUGCCCCUUUCUCCUCUUCAGUUUGUGCGAUUUUCUCUGGUAGGUAUAAAAGUAUUUUCCCUUCCUCCA